Chanos chanos (milkfish) is the source of this 1148-nucleotide messenger RNA. It is a transcript of the gene lcn15, whose product is annotated as lipocalin 15. The record is from RefSeq and is a predicted model, not a curated record. The coding region runs from base 93 to 734 and encodes 213 amino acids. Lineage: Eukaryota; Metazoa; Chordata; Actinopteri; Gonorynchiformes; Chanidae. The transcript has 7 exons.
CAGGAGCACAGGCACUAGCUGGCUUCAGGACAACACUCACUGCGCGUGUAUUUUUAAUUGUACAACCAGGAGAGAUUAUUCUGUUGCUGAAUAUGGUGCUCAAGUUUGCGGUUCUUUUUUGUCUGAUACCUUGGACAUACAGUCUCCUUACGCAGAAUAACCUUGUUCAGCCUCAGAAACAUUUUGAUCAACAGAAGCUUGCAGGUGAAUGGUACCGUGUAGGAUUAGCUUAUGAUUCACCGUCAUUUGCUAAAUACAGAGACAAAGUGCUUAUUUCAAAAGGGGUUCUUGUCCCAAACGCUGAAGGAGGUGUCAACCUGACUAUGUGGAACAUGAGUCCACUUGGCUGCAUGACUGCUUCAUAUGCAUAUGAGAAGACGGACGUCCCUGGCCAUUUCAUCUAUUUCAGCAAGAGACACAGCAUUAUGAAGGAUAUUACUGUGGUGGACAGUAACUACACUGAAUACAUCCUAGUGGUCAAAUACAAGAACAUUAACAAAGAGUUUUCACAGGUCUCGCUCUUUGGGCGAACCCAUACUCUAAGGCAAGAACUAAUCGAGAAAUUCAGACAGCUCUCUCUGUCUCUUGGUUUCUCCGAGGCGUCAAUAUUAACUCCAUCAGCCAUUGAUCCCUGUCCUCUUCAAGAUGAACAUGCCAGGAAUACAACAGAACCUGCAGCUGUCAGCAAAAUUACACCACGUCCAACAUCCUCAACAAAUUCCAGAUCAUCAUGAUCACUUACAAUGCACCUUUUCUGAGACUGAAUCAGAUUCUGUGCAACAUGGCAUGCAAUGAUUCGAAACUACUGGCUUUCUUAUUUGAUUUACAUAUCCUUAAUCUUUUUGACCAUGCCUACAGUCAAUAUUCUGAUUUAUCUAAUCUGUCCAGAUCAAGUGAUGUACAUCCUUUGUUGUGAAUAUACUGUUCAGAUUGUAUCGUAAUCUUCUCUGACUAUGCAAGUGGAUGCAUGGACUCACUGAACCUUAUUGACAGAAAUGGGGAAAGAUGAUGUAAGACUGGAAAUGAGCUGUGCCUAAGUAAUACAUACACCAUCUUUCUGAUUCUAUCAAAUUCUGUAAUGAUGUGUACGGUGCAUCAGGGAAGAAAACCUGCUGAACCAUGUAAUAAACAAUCCCAUCACUAGUGGC